Molecule: messenger RNA, 798 nt
Organism: Penicillium psychrosexuale
Lineage: Eukaryota; Fungi; Ascomycota; Eurotiomycetes; Eurotiales; Aspergillaceae
Exons: 2
Coding region: 1-798 (265 amino acids)
Source: RefSeq, a predicted model, not a curated record
AUGCGCCAGUCCAAGAUUCAUUGCGUCAUCCCACACCUUUCCCUGCCAGCUCCGACAAGAAAACGGGCUUUGCCAAUCUCAUCCUACACUCUACGAUCAACCUUCCAAAUAGAACAUCCCCAACACCAAUACCGUCUUCUACAUCGUCUAUAUAACCAAACCAGCAUAAGAACCCACCCCACAAACGCAGCGCACCAAACCCGCUUCUUCCCCGCAACCUCAAGACCGCACCCACAAACCAGCUCUUCCCCCACCAAGUCCCCCUUCUCAACCUCAACACAAGCCAUGUCCUCCGACGACGCCUACAUGUCCUUCCUGGACAAAGCGAACGCAGAUGUGAGCGGCAGCGCCCCACAGCAAGGGACCGGCACCGUCAAAACCGAGACCGUGCACAGCUCCCUGUCAGUGCCAAAGGCGCUCCAGUCCGUCGACGCAUACUACAUCUCAGAUACAGACGAGCCCUUCGAGCCUGUGGCAUUGAAGUGGGAUGGCGCUGCCAAGGGAGCGUGGCCUAGUGCUGACCAGAUCUCCUCCCUGAUCUCCCCAGACACCGACCUGUCCCAGUCCAUCUCCAUUCUAUCCCCCUCCUCCUUCGACCCGAAAAAUCAGUACUCUGCCGCCCUAGAUGCUGUCCGCGCCGCGGCUGUCGAGAAGGAUUCUGGCGCUGAUAAGUCGUCCGUUGAGUUGAAGGUCUACCGUGUUGAACAAACUAGUACCAAGAUCGAGUACUGGGUUCUGGCACUACAUGCGCCUGAGAGCCGUCUUGUCGGUUUGCGCGCCAAGGCUGUUGAGUCGUAG